Messenger RNA from Lachancea nothofagi CBS 11611, 2064 nucleotides. The record is from the annotation of a GenBank genome assembly. NCBI's taxonomy places the organism in Eukaryota, Fungi, Ascomycota, Saccharomycetes, Saccharomycetales, Saccharomycetaceae.
AUGAGCAUUCCGGACCACUCGCAGGAGGUGCCACUCGUGGCAUCCAUCGACGUUGGAACUACGUCGUCAAGAGUCAUUCUCUUCAACAUGCUGGGCCAAGAAGUGUCCAAACACCAAAUCGAGUAUUCCACGUCGGCGUCCAAGGAGAAAUUCGCUUCUGUGGGCGCUCGUCGCUUCUCCGUCGACGGAAACAGCAGUCCCGGAGCUGGGACUGGAACGGCUGGGGCUGGAACGGGCACGUCAGCGACAGAAUCGCGGCUCAACAGCUCGACGCCCAUUUUCUCCGCCGAGGGUAUCGCCAUCGAAGCCACCGAGUUUCUGGAAAUCGAAGAUCUCGAAGGCCCCAGCGUCCCCACGCUCAGUUUCCCACGGCCCGGCUGGGUCGAGUGCAAUCCCAUCGGAAUUCUCGCCCAUGUCGUGCAGUGUUUUGCUGCCAACCUGAUCUCCAUGAACAAGGUCAACAGCGACCGAAUCUCCAGUAAGCUGGCCCCGUACCGCAUCCAAUGCAUCGGCAUCGCCAACAUGCGUGAAACCACACUCGUAUGGUCCAAAAAGACCGGCGCCCCCAUUGUCAACUACGGUAUUGUCUGGAACGAUACGCGUACCACUGGCAUUGUCACCGAAAAGCGUAACAGCACGCCACAGGCCUUGCAGGAUCGGUUGAGAGCCAAAACCGGUCUCCCCCUCUACUCCACGUAUUUUUCGUGUUCCAAGCUUCGAUGGAUGCUGGACAACGAGCCUGCCGUUCGCGACGCGUAUGAAAACGGUGAUCUUAUGUUUGGCACCGUUGAUACUUGGCUGCUUUACCAUUUGACCUCCAACCACGCCUUUGUCUCGGAUAUCACCAAUGCCUCCAGAACUGGGUUCAUGAACCUGGAUACUUUGGAUUACGACGAUGAGUUGUUGAAAUACUGGGACAUCUCCAGAGAUAAGAUUCAUCUACCCAAGAUCGUCUCUUCAGCAGAAUACUACGGCGAUUUCACUAUUCCCGAGUGUAUUAAGACCAAUUUAACUCCAAUUGCGUGGUCAUUGCUAUGCGAUUUCACCAGUAGAACUCCCCCGGUUCCUAUUCAAGGUUGUCUGGGUGAUCAAAGCGCAUCGCUUGUAGGUCAGUUGGCGUUUAAACCAGGUGCCGCCAAAUGUACCUAUGGUACCGGUUGCUUUCUGCUCUACAAUACUGGUGCGAAGAAAUUGAUUUCUAACCACGGUGCUUUAACGACAUUUGGCUACUGGUUCCCACAUUUGGAAGACAAGGACCAUGCCCAACCCCAUUUUGCGUUGGAAGGUUCCGUGGCAGUAGCGGGUGCAGUGGUUCAAUGGCUACGUGAUAAUUUGAGACUUAUUCCAAAGGCAGAAGAUAUUGGACCUUUAGCGUCAAGGGUAAACGAUAGUGGUGGAGUUGUAUUUGUACCCGCAUUCUCCGGGUUGUUUGCACCUUAUUGGGAUGCGAGCGCGAGAGCUACGAUCAUGGGUAUGUCGCAGCACACAACUGCCUCCCAUUUAGCAAGAGCAGCGGUAGAGGGUGUUUGUUUCCAAGCAAGAGCCAUUUUGAAAGCUAUGAGCUCAGAUGCUGCUGGUGAAGGUCAAAAGGACAGAGAUUUCUUGGAGGAAAUCGGGGAAGGGACUUAUGAAAAAUCACCUUUAUCAAUGCUUGCAGUGGAUGGUGGUAUGUCAAGAUCCAAGGAGGUUAUGCAAAUCCAAGCCGACAUUUUGGGGCCUUGUGUGACAGUUAGAACGUCAAGUAGUUCUGAGUGCACGGCUUUGGGUGCAGCUAUUGCAGCUGCAUUGGCGUACGAGAAGCGGGAAGAUCGCAAGUUAUGGAAGGAUUUGAAAGAUGUGAAGAAAUGGAUCAUGUACGGCGGCGUGGAGCCUGGCGAAAAACCUAAAGAUGGUUUUGAGCCACCGCAAGCCAGAAUUUUCAGAUCAAAGUCUUUGGAUACCGACAGAAGACGGAAAUGGAAACUAUGGGAGGCGGCCAUCGAGAGAUGUAGAGGCUGGACCGACAUCGUCGAGGAUGGUGUUAACACUAUGGGGAACAAUUCUACAGCAGCCAAAAACAUGUAA